CUACGGAACUUCUCAACAUCAUUAUCGAAAGGGAAGGCAGACAUUCUUGACCGAACCCGAAACAUUGGCAUCAUCGCCCAUAUUGAUGCGGGGAAAACUACUACCACAGAGCGGAUGCUCUACUAUAGUGGGUUUACUCGACGGAUAGGGGAUGUCGAUGAAGGCUCUACUGUCACUGAUUUUCUUCCUGCUGAACGAGCUCGAGGAAUCACCAUCCAAUCUGCAGCCAUCACCUUCCACUGGCCACCUGAAUCGGCCGGAGGUGGCGCGGAGGCGGCGCAGUCUCUCCCUAAAUCUGCGUUGUCACAUACGAUCAAUCUUAUUGAUACACCGGGACAUGCAGAUUUCACAUUUGAAGUCCUGCGUUCACUGCGCAUUCUAGAUGGUGCGGUGUGCAUUCUUGAUGGCGUCGCUGGAGUCGAAGCUCAGACAGAGCAGGUCUGGCACCAAGCAAGCAUUUACCGUAUCCCCCGAGUCGUCUACAUCAACAAGUUGGACCGGGAUGGGGCGGCUUUUGGACGAACGGUGAGAGAGGUUGGAUCCAGACUUGGAGGAUGGCCCGCUGUCUGUCAGAUUCCUUGGUUUGAAGGGGGAAAUGGUCGCUUUGUUGGCGUUGCUGAUGCGGUCAAUCUCCAAGGGCUACGAUGGAGCGACGGAGAUGGCAAGUCUUUGAAGAUGUUUGACCUCCAACAGCUUGAGGGCGAAGAAAGUCAACUUGCAAAAGAGGUCAAACGCGCGCGAAUCGCUCUGGUCGAGCUUUUGAGCGAGCACGACGAAGAGAUGGUGGAGAAAUUCUUCGAAUGCGGCGAGGAUCAUCUCGCGGUACCCCCAAGCGACAUUGUCAAUAGCCUCCGUAGAUGUCUCCUGGAGCAACGGAGUAAGAUAAUCCCCGUGUUUGCCGGUGCCAGCUUCCGCAACAUUGGGGUCCAGCCUCUGCUUGAUGCUGUGAUCAACCUUCUCCCCAGUCCCCCCGAGACCCAGGACCCGGAGGUCAGUAUUGGAGAUGUCAAGGGUUCUCUUGGAAGGUUACUCUCGGGUGAUCUACUCGUGGAACAGAACGAGAAAGUUGCUUCUCCCAAGAGCAAGCAAAAGAAGAAAUCCGUCGUCCAGGCAGAAUCACAAAGCUCGAUCAACAAGCUUGAAGGUUGCGCCCUGGCCUUUAAAGUAGUCAACGAUGCCAAACGUGGCGUACUAGUCUACGUUCGUGUCUACUCGGGAUCUCUAGACCGAAACAGCACCCUGUUCAACACCAAUCUUAAUGUCUCAGAGCGUGCUCCACGACUUCUCAAAAUGUAUGCCAACGAUGCGGUCGAGGUAGACUCCAUCCCGGCUGGACACAUUGGAGUUGUCGUAGGCCUCAAGCAUGCCCGAACUGGUGACACGUUGGUCUCUUGCGCUGGUAACAAACCAGUGCCGCCAGAGCCGCUCAACACCCUCCAACUCCGUCCAAUCGAUGUUCCCCCGCCCGUCUUCUUCGCUAGUGUCGAGCCUCACAGUCUGGGCGAGGAAAAGAAGCUCCAGGAAUCUCUUUCCCUGCUCCUGCGGGAGGAUCCCAGUCUGCACGUCACGGUUGAUGAAGACUCCGGCCAGACCCUACUCAGCGGCAUGGGCGAGUUGCAUCUAGAGAUUGCCCGAGACCGACUCAUCAACGACCUCAAGGCCAAAGCUUCCAUGGGCCGGAUAGAGAUUGGGUACCGGGAAUCCCCACUGGGUCUAUCAAAGCCCACCACAAAGAUCUUCGACAAGGAAGUCGCAGGCCGCAAGGGCAAAGCAGGUUGCACCGUAGUCGUUGAACCAUUUGAUGCAGACACAUCAUCCCCACCACCAAGAGACGCUCUCUUGACCAAAACUAACGAUGGAAACCAAGUCAUCAUCCUCGCUCCAGGGUUGAGCGUAGAAGUCAACAAGAAGGGCACCGAAGAGAGCCCUAUCCUCCCACCCAGUCUCGACGUGAACAGCGUUCGAACCUCCCUUUACAAUGGAUGUCUUGCCGCUCUAGCCCGCGGGCCCCAAUUCACUUUUCCCAUGCAUAGCACCAGGGUAACAAUCACCCUGGAUCCGGCAGAGCACAUCUUCGGCAACGAUACCACAACUUCAGCCCUCUCCGCUGCAGCCCGACUCUCUACCACCUCCGCCCUCCGCGAACUCAUCUCCACUUCCACCUCCAGUACAGCUCUCAUGGAACCCGUCAUGAACGUCAUCAUCAGCGUGGACGAAGCCAGCCUCGGCGCUGUCGUCCACGACAUCUCUUCUUCCCGCGGUGGCCACAUCAUCUCCCUCGACGAAGACAUUCCCCUCUCUGCACCUGCCGAAGAAGCAGAGCAACCCCCUAUCGACCCCACCAAGGUCUACGCACCCGCGGACCCCUUCGAGUCCCCCUCUGUGGAUGUCUCCAUGCCAUCAACCGGAAACCGACCCAGGACCAUCACCGCCAAGGUGCCCUUGAAGGAAAUGGUGGGAUAUCUCAAGCAUCUACGCAGUUUGACCGCGGGUCGGGGCACAUUCGUGAUGAGUGUGGACCGGUUCGAGAAUAUGAGCGCUCCACGACAGAAGGCUGUACUUGCAGAGCUGAGGGGAGAUUACUACUGAUGA
This is a messenger RNA of Aspergillus wentii DTO 134E9, 2592 nucleotides long. RefSeq names its product mitochondrial elongation factor MEF2. The coding region runs from base 115 to 2589 and encodes 824 amino acids. Gene Ontology annotation, molecular function: GTP binding; GTPase activity. Gene Ontology annotation, cellular component: mitochondrion. The transcript has a single exon. The record is from RefSeq and is a predicted model, not a curated record. NCBI's taxonomy places the organism in Eukaryota, Fungi, Ascomycota, Eurotiomycetes, Eurotiales, Aspergillaceae. Gene Ontology annotation, biological process: mitochondrial translation; ribosome disassembly.